Molecule: messenger RNA, 908 nt
Organism: Anguilla rostrata (American eel)
Lineage: Eukaryota; Metazoa; Chordata; Actinopteri; Anguilliformes; Anguillidae
Gene: mcfd2
Product: multiple coagulation factor deficiency 2, ER cargo receptor complex subunit
Exons: 4
Coding region: 42-668 (208 amino acids)
Molecular function (GO): calcium ion binding
Source: RefSeq, a predicted model, not a curated record
UGCCGGGUCCCUGAGGUGAAAGGUUGCUACGGCGAGCAUCAAUGACCAAUAGAAAUAAGGGGGGAAAGCGACGACUUGUUUCAAGUACAGCGUUGCACAGAGGACCAUUAUAUUUCAAGUUCACUUUCUUCAAAGCAGCUGUCUGGUGUUGUAUAGAGUCGCCGGCACGUGUCCACCUCACCCAGCCGGUAAACAGAGUGUGUGGAAUGCUGUGGAGAAGGAGAGAUGGCCGGAGCAUUGCGCGAUGCUCGCUGCUCUUGGUCACUGCUCUGCUGUUCGCCCACGCACACGAGUCAGAUCCGCAUGGCCACCCGGACGUAGCGGAAGGUCACCGGCCGAACAUGCGUCUAGACAAGAACAUGGUUCAGGACAAGGAGCACAUCAUGGAGCAUUUGGAUGGAGUAAUCGAUAAGCCGGAGUCAGACAUGUCCCCCCAAGAGCUGCAGCUGCACUACUUCAAAAUGCACGACUAUGACGGCAACAACCUGCUGGACGGGCUUGAGCUUGCUACCGCCAUCACGCAUGUGCACAAAGAGGAGAGGGGAGAGGAAAGUCAACCAAUGAGAGAGGAAGACCUCAUAAAUUUGAUAGACGAUAUCUUGAGAGACGAUGACAAAAACAACGAUGGGUACAUCGAUUAUGCAGAAUUUGCCAAAUCUCUCGAGUAAAGGAAUGGGGUAUUGAGAAACUGUGAAAUGUGCUACAAGGGUGAACAUAGUCACCUUCCUCUUUAAAAAAAACUGCUAGAAAGAAGCAGCCUUUAAUUUGCCUGAGCUAGUGAAAGUAUUUUGGACUGAGUUGGCACUAGCUCAGCUGUACCAGCAUAAGUGGUUAAUUUCAGUUCAAAUGUAGAAACUGCCGAAAAUGUCUGCUGUAUGCAAUAAAAUCAUGAUAGUAAUGUCCCUGUA